CAGACAUUCCAAUACAAUAUAUUUGAGAAGCAAAGAAAUAUUACCCAGGGAACCCAUGUUCUAACGAAUUGGCAACCAUUCAAAAACACUGAAGGCAGUUUGCGUGUUACUCAUUAGCAAGUCAGUCAUAGAUUUAGUCUACAAUUGAGUCUACGACGGUUAUUUUCACCACACGGAAAAACGAUGGCUAUGCAAAUCAUGACUAUUGCGAUACUUUUGGCCGUUUUUCUUAGUCUGCAAUUAGCACACAUCGAUUCACUGGAUACUGAGGUUUGUAUUCAAGGCACAUACCACAAGAAAACACCGUCCAAAGAGACUGCAGAUUUCAAAGCGUGUCACGCAUGGAAAGACAAGUCAUGCUGCACAGCUAAUCUCACUGUUGAAAUCUCGCGACAUCGGGUGAAAAAUCUGUGGAACUUCCAUUGGGACCAUUGCUCAAAUCUUAGUCAGACAUGCGAUAAAUACCUCGUCGAUGAAGAGUGUUUCUGGCAGUGUGAUCCAAAUCUAAUCAAAUGGCACGCUGGUAAGGGUACGAUUAAAAGGGUUCCUAUUUGCAGUAGAUACUGUGACGACUGGUUUGAUGCUUGCAAGAAUGACCUUACUUGUGUCAGCGACUGGGUUAGCGACUUCAACUUUACUGCUAAUUCUUAUAUCUGUCCAAGAGACUCCAAGUGCCUCACCUACGCAGAGCGCUACAAGAACGGUGAAGGGUUAUGCAACAAGAUGUGGGGGUCGUCAUUCAAGUACGAGAAGACCAGCAACUGCAUGCUGAUGGACUUCAAAGGUGCAAAUCCUAACGACAAGGUUGUCAAAGUGGUCAACUCUGGCUGCACUGUGACCAGCCUUGCCAUAUAUGUCCUUGUAGGCCAGUUCUUCAUCUUUUUUCUUKUUUGAUAAACGCCAUUUAAGAUUGGAAAUGAUUUCUUAAUUUGUUGAAGUCUUUUUGGAAUUGCAUGUUUUUGCUCAAUUCUUUUAUAUUUAGCCUGCAUUUAUUUAGGAAACAAGUAAAGAAGAAAUCGCGAAAAACAAAAAAAAAUCACGCGAAAAGUGUAUUUUCUUAAACUAGUAGCCCGCUAUAGCUAUAGCAAAAAUAUGCUUAACAAUGUUACUUUGUUUAUUUGAAUAUCCUAACAGAUUAUCGAUUCAUCUGGUAUCGAUCGCUUUCCUCUUUUAAAAAUCAUAAUUGUCUUGAACUAUUUUCAAGUAAAUUUUGUCAGUUCCUAAUGAAUUGCUUUCAAAUUUUAAUUCUAUA
Exaiptasia diaphana is the source of this 1252-nucleotide messenger RNA. RefSeq names its product folate receptor gamma. Gene Ontology annotation, cellular component: external side of plasma membrane. The record is from RefSeq and is a predicted model, not a curated record. The transcript is spliced from 4 exons. Lineage: Eukaryota; Metazoa; Cnidaria; Anthozoa; Actiniaria; Aiptasiidae. Bases 184 to 894 code for a protein of 236 amino acids. Gene Ontology annotation, molecular function: riboflavin binding; riboflavin transmembrane transporter activity; signaling receptor activity.